UGGUUGUGGACUGCGGCCCAAGUCGACUCGGACAGCAUCAUCAGUCUGUUGGACAUGGAUCCCAGCCUGCUGACCAGGAGAGACUUUGUGACGGGCUUCACCGCUCUCCACUGGCUCGCCAAGCACGGCCUCCACGAGAGUUUCAUCCAGGUCAUUUCCCACGCCCAGAAGAAAGGUUACCCUGUCAACGUGAACAUCCCCACAGCCAGCGGCGGGCUGGCUGCCUUGCAGGGACAUGACGUGCUCGUCAAAGUGCUGGUGGGAGCUUACGGGGCAGACACCACCUGCAGGGACCACAAUGGGCGCAAGGCUUGGCAGUACCUGAGGGCAGAUGCCUCCAGGGACCUGAAGGAGCUGGCAGGAGCCUUGGAGGAGGACUUGGUGCAGCUGCACUGUCACAACACCAACAACAACU
This is a messenger RNA of Acanthisitta chloris (rifleman), 415 nucleotides long. RefSeq names its product sosondowah ankyrin repeat domain family member D (gene SOWAHD). The record is from RefSeq and is a predicted model, not a curated record. The annotation marks the transcript as partial. The transcript has a single exon. NCBI's taxonomy places the organism in Eukaryota, Metazoa, Chordata, Aves, Passeriformes, Acanthisittidae.